This is a messenger RNA of Exophiala aquamarina CBS 119918, 1626 nucleotides long. RefSeq lists its product as uncharacterized. NCBI's taxonomy places the organism in Eukaryota, Fungi, Ascomycota, Eurotiomycetes, Chaetothyriales, Herpotrichiellaceae. The transcript has 5 exons. The record is from RefSeq and is a predicted model, not a curated record. The coding region runs from base 1 to 1626 and encodes 541 amino acids.
AUGCCAGAUCCUGUGGUUCAGUUGCAUCACCCACAACUGGGAACGGUGAGCGGACGGCAAAGAGAUGGGACAGCCCAGUUCCUCGGACUCAAAUAUGGGGUCUUGAAGCAUCGAUUCGCGAUACCAGAGAUCAAUUCCGCUACCAGCAGUGGCAUUGUCGAUGCUACCAAAUAUGGACCUCCUGUCAUUUUCCUGCCCGAAUCCUGUGACAUGGAAAUGUCGUUUAUUCAACAAACCCUGGACAAGCCGAUUGUACCACCUCCUUCAGAUCUGGAAGGCUUGAAUCUUAAUAUCACUGUCCCAAUUUUCGAGGUUGGGCUUCCUCACGCAAAUACUCGCCUGCCAGUCCUUGUCUACGUACAUGGCGGCGGGUUCACCUUCGGGUCAAGCUCGUACCCUCACUACGAUCAGGCUCGCAUCGUUGACAUGGCUCGUCAGCGAGGGCAACCUCUCAUCGCAGUCAAUAUCAACUAUCGCCUAGGCAUUCCCGGCUUUCUCACUUCCAAGGAACUCCGCGAGCUGGGCGAAGGUUUCGGGACAAACAACGGCUUGCGAGAUCAUCAAACGGCCUUCCUCUGGAUUAAGAAAUAUAUUUCGGGAUUCGGUGGAAAUCCUGACGCAAUCACUGCCAUAGGUCAAAGCGCCGGUGCUGCCUCUUUAACUUACCAUCUUCAUUCUCGUCAACCUCUGUUUGAGCAAUGCAUUCUCCUCGGGGGAACCUUUCUCAUGAUGAGAGCUGGAGAUUUCCAUGUGCCUGACAGAGUCUAUAAAGAGAUUAUUCGAGAACUGGGACUGGAUCGGCUGUCGGCACCAGAUAGAGUUAAGUCGCUCUUGGAGAUGGAUGCAUCAGACUUCUUGUACAAGGUCGCUCCCAAGAUGACGCUUGGACCUGUUGUCGAUGAAGACAUCAUCCCGGAGGUGGCGAGGUUUUCCAACAUCGGGGUGGAGGACCUGCUGCCACUUCCUGGGAGGAAUUGGUGCCACCGGUUGAUGACUGUCGACUCUGCAUUUGACGGCACCAUCAUGGCAUUGGUCAAUCUUAAUGCCCGCGAGCAAGGCAUCCGAGAGGCCUUUCAAAGCUUUCUGAAAUCCAGUCCAAAGUUGAAGGACUCGUCCACCGCCCAGCGGAUACUCGACUUUUACGGCAUCCAAGACAACACAUCCGACCAAGAUGCGCUCCAUGCGAUCACAUCUUUCGUCACUGAUACCAUGUUCUACACUCCUUCGGUGGCCAUGGCUCGGGCCUGGCAAAAGUCGUACGUAUGCCAUUUCAACGAAGGAAAUCCGUGGAAAGGCCUCUACCAGGGCCGCGCGAAUCACAUGCUGGACAUUGCAUAUCUGUGGCAGAAUUUUAACCACACACUCACCCAGCCUCAGCAGGCCGUAGCAAAGGUGUUUGCAGAGCACGUUAUUGGGUUCGCGGCAGGGGGUGAGCCAGUGCCGUCAUUCCAACAAGCCCAGCAAGUGACCGUCUACGGACCCAGCAGUCUGGACAUCUACUCGCUUGUGUGCCAACUGGGCGACGACAACGUCACUUCAAGACGGAAGGCAAUAUUCCGAUUGGCCGAUGAAGUCGGAGGCUUGGAUGUGUUGUUGGAUUCUGCACUGCAUUUCCUCAUGGGGUGA